Molecule: messenger RNA, 2802 nt
Organism: Lodderomyces elongisporus
Lineage: Eukaryota; Fungi; Ascomycota; Pichiomycetes; Serinales; Debaryomycetaceae
Product: hydrolase
Exons: 1
Coding region: 1-2802 (933 amino acids)
Biological process (GO): carbohydrate metabolic process; ergosteryl 3-beta-D-glucoside catabolic process
Molecular function (GO): steryl-beta-glucosidase activity
Source: RefSeq, a predicted model, not a curated record
AUGAAAUCAGCUAGGUAUGCCCAUGAUGCCAUCACAGACCGUCUCAAGCUUUACCUGACAACAACAUCUAUAAUAACCACGCCCAAUUUAAAAUCAUUGCGUAGACGAUACCCUCCAACACAAAAUAUACCGAAAGCAGAUAAUGACACCGGCUCCAUUAUACCAUGCACAAGACUCACAACUGACGGUAAAGGUGAUUUCUACGACGAGGCAACAGGAAGGAAAAUUCACCUCAAGGGAAUUAACGUUGACUCACAAAUGAAACUACCGGUGGAACCUUAUAUGCCUUCGUAUUUGGGUAAUUGUAGAGAUCCACAUAACAUUUUCUUUGAAGGAGAUACUGUUUCCUUUGUUGGUAGGCCAUUUCCUUUGGAAGACGCACCAAGUCAUUUUCAAAGAAUUAAAAGCUGGGGUUACAACACCAUACGGUAUCUCCUAACAUGGGAAGCAAUCGAACAUGAAGGGCCAGGAAAAUACGACCAGUCUUUUGCCGAUUAUACGGUGCAGAUGUUGCGAAUUAUUGGCGAGAUAGGCGGUCUCUAUGUAUUUCUUGAAUUCCACCAAGAUGUAUGGUCACGUUUCUCCGGAGGCAGUGGAGCUCCUAUGUGGACAUUCUACGCUGCUGGACUCGAGCCCAAGAAUUUUGCAGAAACAGAGGCAGCAAUCUUACAUAAUGAUCCCAGAUUUCACGAUGACUCGGAAAUAUAUCACAAGAUGUUGUGGACCUCCAAUUACAAAAGACUCGCGUCAUUGGUUAUGUUCACCUUGUUUUAUGGUGGCAAAAACUAUUUUCCCGAUUUGAUGAUGAAUGGUGAAAAUAUUCAAGAUUAUUUGCAAGGCAAAUAUCUUGGCUCUGUUGACUUUAUAUGGAAAAACAUUUGCGACAAUUGCGGUGACUUGAUUGAUAAUGGAACAAUAUUGGGGUUUGAAUCGAUGAAUGAACCCAAUGGUGGUUUAAUUGGCCACCCGAGGUUAGAUGUCUUGCCAGCAAAUCAACAAUUGCGUGUUGGAACAACACCAACAGUUUUUCAAACAUUUAUGUUAGGAAUGGGAUUGACUUGCGAAAUCGAUGAGUAUCAAAUAUCCAUUACUGGUCCACGCAAAUCAGGUACAAAGAUUGUCGAUCCAAAGGGAGUCAGAGCAUGGGUUUCACCAGAGAUAGGUGCCAAGCUUGAUUUGCACUAUGGGUUCAAAAGAAGCGAGAAUUGGGUACUCGGAACUUGUCCCUUUGCCGAAAUGGGAAUAUGGAAAUGGCCACCAGCAUUACUCACAACGGAUUUGUCUGAGCUUACCCAAUCUCAACGUCUUGAAAUUACUUCAAAAUCUAUACUAAUUGACCCAGAUUAUUACAAUAAAGUCUUGCCACAGCAACAUUAUGAAGAGAAAUCACACCAGGGGAAAAUAUUUGCCAAAAUCGACUCGGAAGUAUUUAUCAAUUAUCAUUUUGUCAAUCACAUUAUAAAAUUUAAACAAGUUAUUCGGAAACACGCACCAGAUGUAUUUGUUCUCAUUCUGACGCCGGUUUUGGAACAACCCCCAGACCUCGCUCACGAUGAUCGCAAAAUUGUCGAUAAAAAGACUGUAUAUUGUCCCCAUUAUUACGAUGGAAUGUCACUUAUGUUCAAGAGCUGGAACUCAAAGUACAAUGUUGACACUUUGGGCAUUAUGCGGGGUUGUUACUUGAACCCGGUAUUGGGUAUUGUGUUUGGUGAACGUGCUAUCCGUAAUUGUAUCCGUAAACAAUUUGCCGAAAUGAGACGAGAAUGCAACACAUACCUCGGCCCCAUCCCCAUUGUCAUGUCCGAGACGGGAAUGCCAUUCGAUAUGGAUGAAAAGAGAUCAUAUCGUAAUGGUAAACACAUUUCCCAGACUGCUGCAUUGGAUGCAUUGUGUAAUGCAUUAGAAGGUGCACAUAAUUUGUCGCAUACUUUUUGGUGUUAUAACAGUAUGAACAACCACAAAUGGGGAGAUAAUUGGAAUAAUGAGGAUUUCUCAUUUUGGUCGCCCGAAGACCGUAAUUUGGAGUUUGAUGAUUAUUAUGAAGAAGAAAAAGUGGACACUGAUCCAAUAGAGAAUGUUACUCAACGAGCAAGAAAAUCAAGUAGAACCAAGAGGUUAAAGAAAAAAGCUCGAAAUGCAACCAAGAUGGGAAGAACUUCAUCUAGACACAGUUCGGUCUCAACAACAAACUCGGACUCGCCAUCAUUUUAUGAAGAAUCAGACACAGAGACUAGCAACAGCACUUUGACUUCCACUGCAAUGGGUCUGAGUUCGUCGCAAGCAUCUUCAAUAAUAUCACUAACUUCGUCCAAUAUCAAGCACCGCCAGUUGAAGAACUGUUAUCCCUCUCCAGAUGGUGUUCGUGCCGUGAAUGCCGUGAUCCGCCCGUACUUGAUGGCAAGUCGUGGAACCAUUGUUGAGUCUGAAUUUGAUUUCAAAUCCAGGAAAUUCUCUUUGCAAUUAUCUGUCAUGAAGGGUGCAGCAGAGAAUAGGUUCAUACCCUCGGUUAUAUUUGUUCCCAAAUGGCAUUUCCCCUUUUUGGAUUAUGGUGACAUCUAUUUGACGUCGGGUUAUAUCAAGUAUAACGAAGAGUUGGAGUAUUUGGAAUGGUAUCAUGCUCCUGACCCUAGCAUCGUGCAAGAAGAAGAACAGGAAGAAGAACAAGAGGCGACGGCAACAAUGAAAAGACAAGGUUCUCCAAUCUUUACAACGGAAACAAUUGUGAUUAAAAAUAAUAGCGGAUCUUUAGAUGAGGUGAAAUUAACGGGAGGAAAAAGCGAGCUGGGGUGUCCGAUUACUUAA